CCAAUACCCAUGGCCUCCUCCAACAGCACCACCCCUGCAGUCGGUGAAACAACCCCCAAUUCCGCUGCCACUUUCCUCACUCCAACCAAUCGAGGCCCUAUCUCUUUCAACGCUGGUGCUUUCCCUCUCAAGCUCACCCCAAACAACUACCCAUCCUGGCGAUAUCAAUUCACCAAUUUGCUUGCUGGAUAUGAACUUCUUGGAUUCAUUGAUGGCACAUAUCCUUGCCCAGUGGCCACUGACCCACUUUACCGUCCUUGGGCUCGACAGGACCAGCUCCUUCGUCAUGCUCUCAUUACCUCUAAACUCUAUGCCAACCGUUCCCGCACUCGAGUCAUCACCCUCAAGGAACGGCUGCAAAAUUUGCGCCGAGAUGGUCGUCCUGUCUCUGACUAUCUCCGCUCCAUCAAAGCUAUUGCUAAUGAACUAGGAACUGUUGAUCGCCCCCUCACAGAUGAUGAUCUCACUGUCUACAUCCUGAAUGGAUUGGGUCCUGAGUUUCGUGAAAUUGCAGCCUCCCUUCGUACUCGUGACUCCUCUUUGUCUUUUGAUGAUCUCCAUGAUCAGCUGGUGGCCCAUGAAGAGAGCCUAAAACGAGAUGAACCCAAACUUGACUCCGCUCCGGUGAGUGCCAUGUUUGCUGCUUUUCCUAACUCACAAACUGUUGCAGGCUCCUCUUCCUCCUCUUCAUCUGCUGGUCUUCUUCCCACGCCACUUGGUGGCCCUCUUGCUAGCAUGGCUACAUCCUCUGUUGGGUCCCCUGAUACUUGGCUUUUGGAUUCUGGAGCAUCUCACCAUGUCACUACUGACCUGGCCAACCUUGCAUUACACUCUGAAUAUCAUGGACCAGACGAACUCCAAAUAGGUGAUGGAACAGUCACGUCCCAUGGUGUCCUUCACGAGCCCGUGCCAUCGUCAGAACCUGCUCAUGCAUCCCAGGUACGUCCCGUUCCCUUAUCCUCACCAAUCUCAUCACCUAGUCCUCGUACCCUUCCCCCUCCCACACUCCCUGGCUCACCUUCCUUGUGUCCCUCCUCUUCCUCAACCCUCUCUAACUCAUCUAGCCCAUCCACCUCAUCCGGUUCUCCCAACCUUCCCUUCGCCCCAACCCACCCUCUUCGAACACACCCUAUGGUUACCCGAGCCCAAAACAACAUUUUCAAACCCAAGCAGCUCUUCCACACCACUCCUACCCCUGCUACCACCUCCUUGGAGCCCACCUGUGUAUCCCAAGCCUUGAAAGAACCUGUUUGGAGACAGGCCAUGUCGGAAGAGUUUACUGCAUUGGUUAGGCAAGGUACUUGGGAACUGGUGCCCCCAACUCCUGAUCAGCAUCUUAUUGGUUGUAAAUGGGUCUUUCGUGUUAAACGAGGCAAAGAUGGCAGUAUUGAGCGCUAUAAGGCGCGUCUUGUGGCCAAAGGUUUUCAUCAACGGCCUGGUUUUGAUUAUUUUAACACUUUCAGUCCAGUUAUUAAACCAACAACUAUUCGGACUAUUCUAUCUCUUGCUGACUCUACUCGGCUUUACUUCCUUGUGUAUGUUGAUGAUAUUCUUCUCACAGGGAAUGACUCCGGUCUCCUUCGUUCUCUAGUGCACAAAAUGGGGCAAUGCUUUUCUCUCAAAGAUCUUGGCCCUCUCACCUUCUUUUUGGGCAUUGAGGUUAUUCAGACACAUGCUGGGUUAUUGCUCUCUCAACACAAGUAUAUUCUUGAUAUUCUGUGUCGAGCUAACAUGGAUGCUGCGAAGCCCGUCUCCACGCCACUUCCUUCCAGUGCAAAUUUGAGUUCUUCAGCAGGUUCAGCUCUUUCAAAUGGCUCUGAGUAUCGACGUAUCUUGGGUUCUCUUCAGUAUCUUACUCUUACUCGGCCGGAUAUUUCCUUUGCUCCAUCUCUGUCACUCCAUGCCUAUUCUGAUUCCGACUGGGCCGGUGAUCGGGACUCCUCCAUCUCCACCACUGGUUAUGUUGUUUUUUUGGGUUCUAAUCCAAUCUCGUGGCGGGCUGCUAAACAGCGGGCGGUUGCUCGUAGUUCCACUAAAGCGGAAUAUCGUGCUCUAGCUGCCACUGCUUCUGAGUUGAUUUGGGUUCGCAAUCUCCUCUCUGAAUUGGGUGUCUCUGUUCCUCGCUCCCCUGCCAUCUUCUGUGACAAUGUCAGUGCCACCUAUUUGAGUGUGAAUCCUGUUCUUCACUCUCGCAUGAAGCACAUUGCUAUCGAUCUUCACUUUGUUCGGGAUCUUGUGGAUCGCGGCUUCCUGCAUGUAUCUCACAUCUCUACCCGUGAUCAGCUCGCAGAUGGUCUUACUAAGCCCCUUUCCUCUGCUCGGUUUUGCUUGUUACGCUCCAAGCUCGGCAUCGCUGAUAGCUCUUUCGUCUUGCGGGGGCGAUAUCAGAUCAAUCCCUCCAGCUCGCAGAAGGAAACCAAAUCUCAUCAGAUCAAUCAUUCCACCUCGCAACAGAAGGAAACCAAAUCUCCAUAAUAUAUUAUAUGUAUAUUGUAUUUAAUUGUAGCUUCCUUAUUUCCUAGGUUAGACAAUUCCUGAACUGUAUAUAUAUUGCUCUGUAUUUGCUUAAUAAAAUAUAACAGCUUAA
Messenger RNA from Rubroshorea leprosula, 2587 nucleotides. Lineage: Eukaryota; Viridiplantae; Streptophyta; Magnoliopsida; Malvales; Dipterocarpaceae. The record is from the annotation of a GenBank genome assembly.